CAUCUCCGCGCGUAUCGAAUUCGCUUACAACCACACUGCCCAUCAUCGCUGCUUAUAGUUCGUCAAUCAUGGCACCGAUAGGGUCGGUUCGAUCUCUCCCCCUUUCAUAUCUUUCAUUGUCGACAGGCCUAGCUCCCAGUGAGACAAAUUGCCCAUUUUGGUAUUCAACUUGGUCUUCUUUUGCUACAUAACCUGCGACCUGCGACGCUGACCUUCCUAUAACCGCGCGAGGGGAUAUUUACGCUCGACAGGAGAAGAAUAGGGCUAUAAUCGUUGCCGAGGUUCCGAUACUUACCGCAGACCAAGCCCAAAGUGCAGAAACACGAACUACUAGAGAACAGGCACCAUGGGUGAAGACGCAACAACAGGCCUUGAGACCGCCUCCCUUUCGUCAUCUCGGCCAACCUACACCCGCGAACAACUCGCCACAUACGUAUCGAAAUGGAUCGCCCCAUCAAAGGACUACACGCUUGCGACGCUCGAGUCUGAGAUCAAGGAAGAUCCCCUCGCGGCACUUUCAACCCUGCAGCUUCGCCAGAUGGCCUUUAAUCCAUGGGGGAACAUCGCGCUGCAUUACUCUUGGCACCGCGCCCUGUCGCUCGACCAUGAAGCGUUAUAUCACAAGCUCGUCGAGCGAGGGUUGGGCGGCUAUUGUAUGGAAAACAACGCCUUUUUCAGCACCAUCCUAAGAUCCUUGGGCUUUCGGCUGUAUGUCACUGGCGCAAGGGUCAGCCUCGCCUUAAGCGGGGACUCGGUCGAUCCUGACGGGUUUGCCGGAUGGCAACACGAGGUCAUUAUCGUGAUAAUUGAAAAUCAGAAAUAUCUGGUCGACGUCGGCUUUGGCAGUACCUCGCCCGUCCAUCCGAUCCCACUUGAUCACGCCAAACCGAAACCUUAUAACUCUGUCCCCGGUGCAGAGGUCCGCCUUGUGCACCGCCCCAUUGCCUCAAACACAGAUCAGUCCCAAAAGCUCUGGGUCCUCGAAACGCGCAAUAAGACCCACCAAGAAUGGCAAAGCGGCUACUGCUUUGCUGACCUGGAAUGGCUUCCCAUGGACUUCGAAAUCAUUAACUACCGCACAAGCCAGGACCCAGCCAGCUGGUUUACCCACCGUCUCGUCCUGGUGCGGAUUCUUGUGGACGAGGAAACAAGGACGAAAGCCACAGGGACAGUGAUCCUCUCGGGAACGGUCUUUGAGAGGAGACUUGGAGAAGGGCUAAAGGAAGUUGUACUAGAUGCGAAGUCGGAGAAGGAACGGGUUCAAGGCCUCAAGGCUUGGUUCGGGAUUGAACUCAACCCGGACGAGCAGAGGGGCAUUGCCGGCACCGCAGCCGAGAUCAAGAAGCCGUUCAGUGUAUAGAGUUGUCAAUGACUGUGACUGGCUUUGGGUCGAGCCGCUCACUACCACAGUCUCGGGAACGCCACCCACAACAAGGUCUUUCUGUGCUGGUAGACACCGAGGUCGGUGCAUAUGUCUGCAAGGAAAGUAUGGGAGUCUUUCGCGUCCCUGGAAAAGAUAGCCUGGGUGAGGAUAAUUGUCCCGUGCGUGAGACUGGUUGGUUGAUGAGAACCACUGUCUUACUAGUGUUCGAUCCGGGUCGAUCAAGCAUUAGUCGACGGUUCCUUGUUGUUGGUGCUUGUGCGCAUGGAAGCUGGUCCUCUAGCCACCACCCGGGCGUGACAGCGACAGACUUAUGGCCGGCCAUUCUCCAUGCCACGCAGUAGCGCGCUUUUCUCGCGCUCCUUGGUGCAAUCGAACAGGUUAGUGUUGAACUAGCAACGCUUGAGCAAUGGCAUGGUCUUCUCCACC
Cladophialophora immunda is the source of this 1810-nucleotide messenger RNA. RefSeq lists its product as uncharacterized. Gene Ontology annotation, molecular function: acetyltransferase activity. The transcript is spliced from 3 exons. The record is from RefSeq and is a predicted model, not a curated record. The coding region runs from base 347 to 1360 and encodes 337 amino acids. Lineage: Eukaryota; Fungi; Ascomycota; Eurotiomycetes; Chaetothyriales; Herpotrichiellaceae.